AUGACCAUCAAAGUAGCCGUGAUCGGUGCCGGCCCGGGCGGCCUAGCGACGCUCAAGACGCUCCUGGAUGCGUCCACGCCCGAGCGCCCGAUCGAAGCCUGUCUGUUUGAGGCUGAAGGGGAUAUUGGCGGUACCUUUCAUUACCGCUCCUACGAAAAUGCCGAGCUGGUGAGCAGCAAACAGCUCACCUCCUUCUCCGACCACCGCUUCCCACUCAGCACGCCGGACCAUGUGUCUCUGCCGGCGUACGUGGACUAUCUCAAGUCCUACAUUGCACAUUUCGCACUCGCCGACCAUAUUCAACUGAAUUGUCCCGUCGUCCGGGUCUCGAGACUCGGGGCAGCGGCCCGCUGGAAGCAUCGCGUAACUUACCUCGAUCGCAAACGUCCUGGAGGUGCGCAGGAACAAUUCUUUGAUUGUUCCCAUGUGGCCGUCUGCACUGGCCUCCAUGUCCAACCCAACACUCCUUCCAUUGUAGGCAUCGAGAAUGUUCAGGGCGAAGUUUUUCAUUCCUCCCAAUAUAAAGGCAGAGCCCAAGUGGCUGGUCGUCGUGUUCUCAUCCUCGGUUGUGGCGAGACAGCUAUGGACAUCGCAUACGAGUCCAUCAAGGCCAACGCCGAAUCCGUAACCAUGUGUUUUCGGACCGGCUUCCUCUCAUUUCCUAAACAGCUUAGUCGGUUUCAGGUAUUCGGCAAGACGUUUAGUGGUGGCCUUCCGAUUGAUGGGCUAAUCACCAAUCUUUUCGAGACGGCUUACGUGCACCGGGCGAUUGCGAAAAGCAGACUCCGCUGGUUUAUCUCCGAUUUUGUCAUCAAGAGAGUCUUGUGGUUCUUGACCGGCACCCAGGCCGGCAUGAACCAGCAUGUCGGUAGUCUUCCCAGGGAACGACUGGGCAGAGCCUAUGUGUUUCUAAACAAAAGUAACAAAGCAAUGCCCUAUCUGAAUCGGCCCUAUCAGCAGCACAAUCCAUUCCUCGCUUUGAUCGGAAACCGAUACAUCGAUCCUCCCGAGGAUGCCACCUCAGAUCGGUUUGUGGACACUUGCACCUGGCCACGCUCGAUCGAUGACACUGGUAGAGUCAUAUUCGAGCCAAAGGCAGACCGGAAGGACUGGCAGCGGCUGAAAGAGCAGGAGAUCCGGCCUGACUGCGUGGUCUAUUGUACUGGAUAUCAACAAACAUUUCCUUACCUGGACGCGUCCUACCCCACUGCAUCAGACGCUCACAUUCGAAAUAUUGUCGACCCGUCUCACCCCGACAUCUCUUUUAUCGGCUUUGUCCGGCCAGGAGUCGGCGCGAUCCCUCCCAUCGCCGAGCAGCAAGCCAUGUGGUGGACGGCCCUCAUCACCGGCCAAAUGAAGAUGCCCACCGAUCCUCCACACUAUCAUCUGCUGGCAACCUCAAGCUCUCGCAUUCAGUACGGCGUAGAUCAUAGCGCCUACAUGAGCACCCUGGCCCGGGACUUUGGGGGGGCUCCCGGGCUGAUCGAACUCUAUCGUCGACAUGGGUUUCGGAUCCUUCUCACCUAUUGCUUUGGGGCAUCCUUUGUCACUUUUUACCGACUGGUGGGUCCAUUCGAGUCGGCCGUGGCCCCCGAGAUCGCGCGCACCGAGUUAGCUGAGACCAUCCAGCGUCGGGGUUUGAUUGGCAAUCUGCUGUUCGGGAUCGUGCCGAUGCUAUUCUAUGGGAUGGUCAAUCUUGGAGCCCUACUGUUGGAUCUGGUCGGAUUGAUUCCAGCCGAAAAACCGAGUACGGAAUCUGGGAAAUAA
Molecule: messenger RNA, 1767 nt
Organism: Penicillium lagena
Lineage: Eukaryota; Fungi; Ascomycota; Eurotiomycetes; Eurotiales; Aspergillaceae
Product: flavin-containing monooxygenase
Exons: 5
Coding region: 1-1767 (588 amino acids)
Molecular function (GO): N,N-dimethylaniline monooxygenase activity; NADP binding; flavin adenine dinucleotide binding
Source: RefSeq, a predicted model, not a curated record